GUGCGGUCUGUGGGUAGGAGGAGGGGGGGUCCCCUCUGCCUCAUUCCCUCGGCACCCGGGAUCGCUGACACCUCGCUCCUGCCCGCCCAGAGCCGCCGCUGCCAUGCCGGUGACAGUGACAGUGACACUGCCCGGCCCGGCCCCGUGGGGCUUCCGCAUCUCCGGGGGCAGAGAUUUCAGGAAGCCCAUCACCGUCUCCAAGGUGACGGAGCACGGGAAGGCGGCCGCGGGUGAUCUCCGGCCGGGGGAUGUCAUUGUCACCAUCAAUGGGGAGAGCACGGCUGAGAUGCUCAACGUGGAAGCGCAGAACAAGAUCAAGCAGAGCCCGGGGCAGCUCCGGCUGGAGGUGGAGAGGUCCCCAGUGCCAUAUCCCAGCCACACCAACGGGGACGCCUCGCUGGAGGGGUUGGCCACGCGUUUCCAGGACACGCUGCAGAUGCCGAGUGAGAGCCAAAGUGCCCUGAGGACCCUCGACCCCAGCGUGGCAUCCCUCAGUGCCAGCUCACAGCCCUUGGAGCAGGAGCUCACCUGUCCCGGCCUCCCCCAGGAGCGACGCCUGAGCCGCCAGAGCAGCUCCCAGGGGCCCGUCCUGCCUCCCCCACCCCGGCCACCCUCACCGGAGCUCGGAGCCCCCCAAACCCCGUGGGCAGCCCCCGGGGGGAGGCGCCUCUCGUCCCCCUGCGCCAGCACCUGCCUCAGCCAGGGCUCGGAGCCGGCCAUGAGGCGCUUGGAGGAGGACUCGGAGGUUUACAAGAUGCUGCAGGAGAACCGGGAGCUGCGGGCGGCCCCGCGGCAAUCCAGCACCUUCCGCCUGCUCCAGGAGGCGCUGGAGGAUGAGGAAGGAGGAGGUCCCGCAGGGCCCUUCCCCAGCCGCCUCUCGGCCGGGGCCCGCAGGCCCGUGGCCGGGGUGCAGAAGCUGCACGUCUGUGAGAAGUGCGGGAGCAGCAUCGCGACACAGGCGGUGCGGAUCCAGGACGGCCGCUACCGGCACCCGUCCUGCUACACCUGCGCCGACUGCGGCCUCAGCCUGAAGAUGCGCGGCCACUUCUGGGUGGGGGACGAGCUGUUCUGCGAGAAACACGCCCGCCUGCGCUACCAGGGCCCCCCGGGGGCGCCCGUGCCCCGGCCCGUGUCCCCCCCCGUGUCCCCCCGCUCCUGAGCCCCGGCGGGGUCACCCCGGGGCUGUCCCACCCCACCGGGCUGGGGAUGGAUGGGAUUUGGGGGGGAUGCGCUGCCGCCGCCCAUCUUCAC
Agelaius phoeniceus (red-winged blackbird) is the source of this 1251-nucleotide messenger RNA. RefSeq names its product PDZ and LIM domain 2 (gene PDLIM2). Gene Ontology annotation, molecular function: muscle alpha-actinin binding; actin binding. NCBI's taxonomy places the organism in Eukaryota, Metazoa, Chordata, Aves, Passeriformes, Icteridae. Gene Ontology annotation, biological process: actin cytoskeleton organization; muscle structure development; heart development. The record is from RefSeq and is a predicted model, not a curated record. Gene Ontology annotation, cellular component: Z disc; filamentous actin; adherens junction.